This is a messenger RNA of Ylistrum balloti, 1134 nucleotides long. RefSeq lists its product as uncharacterized. Bases 1 to 1134 code for a protein of 377 amino acids. Lineage: Eukaryota; Metazoa; Mollusca; Bivalvia; Pectinida; Pectinidae. The record is from RefSeq and is a predicted model, not a curated record. The transcript has 9 exons.
AUGGCGGAUGUUUCCCAACAACAAACAAUACCGCAUGGUUUCACCGGAGCAGCAUACCCGGAUGUGUUCAAUCUAAAUGCAAUGCCAACUCAGUCAAAUGAACUUAAGCCCGGUCAGCUUUCAGAAAGCAAGAUACGACAGUUCUUUGAAGACGGAUACCUAAUAGUGGACAACUUUUUCACACGUGAAGAAUUGGACACGUGCAGAAACGCCGUCAAUGAACAAGUGGAACACUUAGCACAGAAACUCUAUAGGGCAGGCAAAAUUAAGAGUUUGUAUACCGAGUUUGGAUUCUUUGACCGAUUGAGUAAAUUAGAAGAGGAAUUCCCCGGGGCCAAUAUUAUCCUUCACAAAGGCGAUGGUUUACCAGAGGCAUUUAGAAAUUUGUGGACAAAUGUACGCUUACUGAAUGUAGUAGAACAGCUAAUUGGUCCAGACAUAGCCGGACAUCCGGUCUGGAACUUGCGCACGAAAACACCUCAGAACGAGGCUACCACCGUGCCCUGGCAUCAAGACUCUGCCUACCUUGACAAUGAUUCCUACCAAGUGCUUCAACCUACGGCUUGGAUCCCCCUUGUGGAUGCUAAUGAACAAAAUGGAUGUAUGCAGGUUAUUCAUAGAGGCCACAAAACGGGAAUUGUGGGUAACCAUCAAUGUUGCUAUGGUGGCACUUGGUAUGUCAUGCUCGAAGAAAAAGAAAUGCUGAAAACUUUGGGUGCAGAGAUUCCAGACGACAUACGGACAUGUCCUGUUCUAUAUGGCGGCAUGCUGCUUCUGAACAAUGUAACCCCACAUCGAAGUUUACCAAACAUGACACAGGAAAUUCGUUGGAGUUUGGAUCUUCGUUUCCAAAACCCAAAUCUCCCUUUUGGAUUUUAUGGAAUGAAGAAAGGAGUGGUCAUGCGAAAAUCAACCGAUCCUGACUACAAGAUCCCGUGGCAGGACUUCCUGAGCGUCGAUAGACGGGCCAAGCAGAGACAGGCUGUCAAGGACUUGGUAGAAAAUGAAUCGGACCAAGAGUUCAGCACCACUUUGGAAGGGCCUUGGAUGAGGAAAUGGGAAAUUGUACACACAAACCAGCACACAAAACGGGCUGAAAUAGAAAAUAGCUCGUGGGAGGAAUGCAAGGCUUGA